AUGGAAGCUUUCGAACUUCUUCGGGAGAUCAUUAAACAUCAGUUUGACAAUUGUGCCUCAUCGGAAGCCGCUCUCGCAACUUUAGGCAGCCCAUCCACAUCAAUCGGAAUUCUAGAUGAUGCAGAAAUAUCUUCACACUGUAUUGCAACGGAAGGUCACAAUCAAGACACCUUGUUCCAGGCUUGCAGCAUAUCAAAGCCGGUAGCUUGUGUCUCGGCCGCAAUCCUAGUCCAGCAGGGAAAGCUCAGCUUCGAUGACAAAAUCGCCGCACUUCUUCCUAUAUCGGUUAUGGAAGUACUGGAAACACCGUCAACCAAGCAUCUUUUGGGAGAGAUUACAAUCAGAAUGCUUAUGAGUCACACCUCCGGACUGUCCCAGCAUGCGUUCCCGGGCUACACUAGCAAUAUACCAUCGCCUCUGGAUGUACUCGCCGGUAAAGGUGGGAUCAACACCAAACACGUGCAUCUAGAGGGUCUGCCAGGACAUCGAUUCUCAUACUCAGGCGGUGGUAUGACAGUCCUGCAACUGAUUCUUGAGCACAUCACAAAUCAAGCUUUCCCAGACCUCGUCAGGGAACUGGUUCUCGAUCCUCUAAGCAUGCACAGAUCCUUUUACGCUAUUCCCCAGGAGGAAAAUUAUGCUAUCGCGCAGUACACGGGCUUUACGGCCUGCGAGGUUCCCUAUCGGGCAAACCCGGAACAAGCAGCGGCUGGACUGUGGACUACUCCUACAGACCUUCUGAAACUCGUCCGUGCUUUGCAGAGAUCACUGAGGGUCAACGAUCAUACUGGAUUGCUUCACAAAGAGGUUGCACAAGAAAUGCUGACGGAGAUCUCUGGAACGAUGGCAAUGGGAUGGUUUGCUCCUCGGGAACCUGGGAUUGCUUUUGGUCAUGGAGGAUCCAACGAGCCGGGAUGGCGGUGUUUUCUUGUUGGCUAUGCAAACCUAGACUUUGGCGCUGCAAAAGAUUGGAAUGCAGUUGUGCCGAUUCUCGAUACGGACUGCGGCAUUGCUGUUAUGACGAAUUCCGCGGCUGGGAUAGACAUUUGUUUUAAGGUAGUGAAUGCAAUUGCGUACAUCAAAGGAUGGAGCUCGAUCCCAUACUGGUACGGGAAUCCCGUGGUCACGAUACCGUUCGCACUGAAAAGCCACGAGAUCGAUGACAGGUGGGUGAGAUGGAUAGGGAUAUGGUCUAACGGCUGGGAGAUUGAGGAGGGUGCAGAAAGCCAAGCUAUGGCGAGGUUUCGGAACUUGUCUGCCAUUAAGCUCAUAGCUGCUGCGAUGCCGGCAAUGAAGCACCCAAAGAUGGAAUUGAAUAUGGUACUGGAGGGAUUGGCAAUGAUGAUGAGUUUUCAAGAACAAGAGGGGGAGCUCUUGGUUGUGUUGUGGGAUGGUGGUAGUGAAACAAAAAGCACUCUCCGCCGCGUCAAGUAG
Molecule: messenger RNA, 1434 nt
Organism: Hyaloscypha bicolor E
Lineage: Eukaryota; Fungi; Ascomycota; Leotiomycetes; Helotiales; Hyaloscyphaceae
Product: beta-lactamase/transpeptidase-like protein
Exons: 1
Coding region: 1-1434 (477 amino acids)
Source: RefSeq, a predicted model, not a curated record